AUGCCUCCCCCUCCACCUCAGAUGCAACGAGGACCUGCUCCUGGGCAGCCUCAGGGCCAUUUCAGGCAACAAGUCCGGGCUCCGCCGUUGAUGAGAGUGACGCCGACCUCAGCAGCGAUUGCCGCGAUCCAGUCUGUACAGACGGCACCCAUCCCUCCAGUCCCUCACGUCAAGACGUACGCCAUGCACAACUUAACGCCCUACCUUCCGGGCGGUGGCAUUGAGGGUCGAAUUGAUCCUAGCCGGGAAAUAAGAGACCCUGUACUUGUAAAAGACGAGGUGACUGCGCGCCAUUCGGUCGUGCAGAUGUCGAGGCUCUUGCGGGAAAAGCGGCAGCAGCGAGGCAAGCUGUGGAAAGCGUACUGGAGAAACCGCAAACAGCUAAACCAGCGGAUAUUGCGUACAGAGUGCGAGCUGGCCGUCGAUGCGCUGUCCCAGGCGGCCGAGGUCGACGAGGAUGAAGACCUGCCCAAGUUCCAGCGGCAAAUCGCGUCGCUGCCGUUCAUCCGAUACAAUAUUGGCUCGUUCAAUCUUCCAAAGCCUCAGAGCGUCGUGAUCCCCGAGCCCCGCCAGGUGACCCAGAUGGCAAUGUCGCAGACCGCUGAUCUGCAAAGGCGCAUCCAGCGAGAGCGCAUGAUGCAUCGAGACAGAAUGAUGUAG
Molecule: messenger RNA, 660 nt
Organism: Wickerhamiella sorbophila
Lineage: Eukaryota; Fungi; Ascomycota; Dipodascomycetes; Dipodascales; Trichomonascaceae
Exons: 1
Coding region: 1-660 (219 amino acids)
Source: RefSeq, a predicted model, not a curated record